Molecule: messenger RNA, 732 nt
Organism: Mixia osmundae IAM 14324
Lineage: Eukaryota; Fungi; Basidiomycota; Mixiomycetes; Mixiales; Mixiaceae
Exons: 5
Coding region: 1-732 (243 amino acids)
Source: RefSeq, a predicted model, not a curated record
AUGAGCAGCAGCUCAAAGGCUAUCGACAAUGCGCGCAUCAAGGCAGAAGCAUCCCUACCCGCCAUUGACGCGCCAGACGACGAUGGCUUUGACAUCGACAAGUUCCUCAACGCUGAAGCGUCAUCCCUUGCCAAAGAACAAGAGGUCAUGCGCGUCAUCAGGGCGUUCAAGCUGAAUCCCUAUGCUAUCCUCGAUCUGCCCAUGGAUCCGGGCAGAGUGACCGACGAUGACAUCCGCAAGACGUACAGGAAAAAGUCGCUCAUGAUCCAUCCCGACAAGUUCAAGCAUCCGCAAGGCAUCGAAGCGUUCGACAAGCUCAAGAAAGCUUCGACCGACCUGCUCACGCCCAAUCUACGCGCUUCCCUCGACGUGACGAUCAAGGACGCCCGCAUGCUCGUACUCAGAGCACUCGUGCCUCCCUUGCCCCGAGAAACGCCGGACGACCAUCCUGUCUUGCGCCGUCUACGCGAUCCACCUCUGAACGAACGCAUCAGCAUGAAGACCAAGGAGAUCCUGAUAGACGAAGAAUUGCGGAGAAGACGAGCGAAGCAGAUGACCAUGAUUGCAGAAGGCGCAGAGGCCAAGCGGGUCGAAGAAGCUCAGGAAGCUUACAAGCGCAAGACAGAGGACAAGAAGAAAUGGGAGGACACACGCGAGGGCAGAGUACAAGAUUGGCGCUCGUUCCAGUCGGGUGGCAAAAAGAAGAAGCAGAAGCUCGAAGUGCUCGGCUAG